AUGAGAUACAUCCACUCCCAAGAGAACCUGACGGUUCCCGAGAAUGUCAAGGUUCACAUCAAGUCCCGCAUCGUCACCGUUGAGGGCCCCCGUGGCAAGCUCGUGAAGGAUCUGUCCCACUUGGCUGUCAACUUCUCCCAGCCGGUCAAGGGCACCAUCAACAUUGAGAUCCACCACGGCUCAAGAAAGAACGUUGCCACCCUUCGCACCGUCCGCACCCUCAUCAACAACUUGAUUAUCGGUGUCACCAAGGGCUUCAAGUACAAGAUGCGCUACGUCUACGCCCAUUUCCCUAUCAACGUCAACCUGGAGAAGGACUCCGAGACUGGUCUGUGGGAGGUCGAGAUCCGCAACUUCAUCGGCGAGAAGCUCGUCCGCAAGGUCGUCAUGCGCGAGGGUGUCGACGUCGAAGUCUCCAAGUCGCAGAAGGACGAGCUCGUCCUCUUCGGCAACUCCCUUGAGGCUGUCUCCCAGUCCGCCGCCGAUAUCCAGCAGAUCUGCAAGGUCCGCAACAAGGAUAUCCGUAAGUUCUUGGACGGCAUGUACGUCUCCGAGAAGGGCAACAUUGAGGAGGAGGCUUAA
Messenger RNA from Colletotrichum orchidophilum, 582 nucleotides. Its product is annotated as ribosomal protein L6. The coding region runs from base 1 to 582 and encodes 193 amino acids. NCBI's taxonomy places the organism in Eukaryota, Fungi, Ascomycota, Sordariomycetes, Glomerellales, Glomerellaceae. Gene Ontology annotation, molecular function: structural constituent of ribosome; rRNA binding. The transcript has 4 exons. The record is from RefSeq and is a predicted model, not a curated record. Gene Ontology annotation, biological process: cytoplasmic translation. Gene Ontology annotation, cellular component: ribosome; cytosolic large ribosomal subunit.